Messenger RNA from Colletotrichum lupini, 1692 nucleotides. RefSeq lists its product as uncharacterized. Lineage: Eukaryota; Fungi; Ascomycota; Sordariomycetes; Glomerellales; Glomerellaceae. Gene Ontology annotation, molecular function: dipeptidyl-peptidase activity. The transcript has 5 exons. The record is from RefSeq and is a predicted model, not a curated record. The coding region runs from base 1 to 1692 and encodes 563 amino acids.
AUGGCGCCACUUAUCGUCAACAACAUUGAAGUCAUCCAGACCCCCACUAUCCCUCCAGCAUGGCCAACUCCCAAAGAGCCUUCCCGCGUGGAGCUCUCAAGCGGAAGUCAAAAGACCCCAGAGCAUCGUCCGCUCCCGUGCGACAUCAUCCUUGAGCGGGACCAGCCGUUGACGCUGCGCGACGGGACCCGCAUCCGGGUUGACAUCUUUCGGCCGAAGACGGACGAGAAGGUCCCCGCCAUUCUGAUGUGGUCGCCCUACGGGAAGACUGACACGGGCACCCUGAAUCUCCACGCAGUUCCUUUACGAUGUGGCGUUCCCCUGAGCAAACUAUCGGGUUACGAGUCACUAGACCCCGCUGAAUGGGUGCCGCAAGGCUAUGCCAUCAUCAACGCAGACGCCAGAGGAUGCGGUGACUCUGAAGGCGACAUGAGAUCGUGGGGUACCCCAGAGGGCCAAGACGGCUACGACGCCAUUGAGGGUAUCGCGAAGCUGCCCUGGUGCACAGGCAAGGUCGCCAUGGCUGGAAACUCAUGGCUUGCGCUGUGUCAGUGGUACAUAGCCGCCGAGAGGCCGCCUCACUUGGCGUGCAUUGCCCCUCUGGAGGGUGCGAGCGAUCAUAUGCGCGAGAGUCUGUGCCGUGGCGGGAUUCCUUCGAUUGGGUUCGGGUCGAUGAUUAACAAUGUGGUUCGUGGUCGUGGUCAGCAAGAAAACAGCGUCGAGAUGCUGCUUAAGCACGGGCAGGGUCUCAGAGCGUACUGGGAUGACAAGAGGGCCCGCAUGGACAGGAUUGAGGUCCCGGCCUACAUCUUGGGCAGCUAUUCGACGAUGCUUCACACCAUUGGGAGCUUCAGAGGUUUUGAAGAGAUCCCUCACCAAAACAAAUGCCAAGAACGUACCGAUGACUUGCAAAAGUUCUUCGACCGCUACGUGAAAGGCAUCGACAACGGGUGGGAGAAGACUUCGCCGGUAAGGCUGGCCGUGCUCGGCUACAACAAGCCACCCGUGAUCGAUCUCCCUUUUGACUCUCUUCCUUGGCUAUCACCGAGUGCCACGAACACGGAACUCCAGCGUCUUUACUUGGGAGCCGACAAGACGCUGCAGCAUUCCAACAACACCGAUACCGCAACCCUUGGCUAUGAGGGCACGGAAACCAUGGUCUUCACGCACACCUUUUCCAAGUCUACGCAGCUGCUGGGCCCCACCAAGCUCGUGGUCCAUGUAUCCUGCCCCUCGGCUACAGACUUUGACGUCUACGCUCAGAUUCGCAAACGUGAUGCAAGCGGCAAAGACCUCGAGCAUAUUAACAUUCCCCUCGAGGCACUCCCCGUGUCUGAUCUCAAGGAAAUCCCCAGCGUCAACCCGCUCAAGUACCUAGGACCCAACGGCAAGCUCCGCGCCUCCAAGCGCAAGGUCGCGCCGGAGCUGUCGCCCAACUACUGGCAGACGCUAGCCCACGACGAAGACAUUGAGGUCAAGGCGGGCGAGACCGUCAAGAUGGAGGUCUGGAUAUGGCCCACUGCCAUACAGUUUGAUGCCGGGGAGCAGUUGGCGCUCAAGAUCACCGGCUCUGAUAGUCUGGUGUUGCCAGAGUUUGAGUUUCUGGCCGAGAAGCCGAAGAAUGCUGCUGGUCAGGUUGUCCACUUCGGCGGAGAGUACGAGAAUUACUUGGAGGGGCAUUGGCAUGAUUGA